GUGGAACUGUUGUCGACUCCCUCAACCAUCGUACUCACUGACAGUCAUUGGCAUUGGGCAGAGCCUACAGGUCACCUCAAUGCAUUUCACCACUCAAAAAGCCCCAAGAGCCAUCAUUUUUAAGGGGGUCCUGUGACCUUUAUGACUUUGGUUCGAAUACAGUCUGGUCGGGUCUGACGGUCAAUUCGAAAACUUAAAAACUUUUGCGUGGAAUUCAAUCAGUCAUAUUCGGCUUGUGGUCGAAAUGCGUGGGAUAAUGCAUCAUGAUCAACUCGAGACCGCGCACAACUCCAUUCAUCGGCGAACAAAGGCGUUCCACAACCAACGUUCUUUCGCUGGUUUCAGCACAUUUCGGUUAUUCAUUAAACAGCCGUUAGAGUGUAUUUGAAGACGGUUAUCAGAUGUACUGGACCAUAUCAUACCGAUAUGUUGUCUGUUUGCAUCUUUGUCUUGACGAUUACUCUCUUUGCUCUGGCGAUCGGCAAGGCAUUUCGCAAAGAUCCUUUGGAACAAUUUCCAGGACCGUGGUUGGCGAAGUGGACGUGGAUAUACCGGGCUUACUAUGACAUCGUGGUUGGAGGAGGCUGGCUAUCGCAUUUGGAGACACUACAUGAACGUUACGGUCCUGUUGUGAGAGUCGGUCACAACGAGUUACACUUUGCCGAUCCUUCAGCUUACACCGAUAUCUAUACAUCGUUCCCAGUCCACCGCAAGGACCCAAAGUUCUAUAGCACCUUCUCACUGACUGCGCCUUCGACAUUCGCAGAAAUGGAUCCUAAAGAACAUGCCAUCAUCAGGAGUAUGAUCGCGCCGUUCUUUUCGAGGAAGAGUGUACUAGGCUUGGAAUUUGUUAUUCAGGAACAGAUUGACCAACUUAUCCAACAACUUCUCCAGAAACACCGGUCAUUGCCUGUUGAUAUGGAUCUAGCAUUUCGCUCUGUCACUUUGGAUAUCAUUACGCUAUACACUUUUGGGAUCUCGAUCAAUGCAGUCUCGACACCACUUUUUCAGCAUCCGGUAUUACUAGACUCCGAGAAGCAUGCCAGGAACAAAUGGUUUUUCAAACAUUUUCCUCGCAUCAAAAGUUUAAUGGUGACUUUUCCUUCAUGGUUUGCUGCGGCUAUAGGGAGAAAGGCGUCUUUUAGCUUUGUCAAGGAAAUAACGAAGCUAGUGGAUGACGCACUAAAUCAUGAAGACGGGCUUUGUUCGCACAUGCACAAAAACAUUUAUCAUACCCUCCUCAGUGACUCGACACCAACGAUGAAGAAAAAGGACAGAUUGAACAGAAGGUGGCUUAUCGGCGAAGGACUAAAUCUCCGUGGCGCGGGAAGUGAUACCGUCGGCAACAUAUGCACUAUUGGUGCGCGUUACCUCUUGAAUGAUAAGAGGGUCCUCCGAAAACUUCAGGACGAGUUGGAUACAGCUUGGCAAGACAAAGACGACAUGUUUCCUCUAGAGCGGCUAGAGAGACUGUCAUACCUAACUGCAGUCAUCAAGGAAUCCCUUCGUUUGGGCCAUGGCGUUGUUACGCCUAUGCCCCGCAUCGUGCCUGAAACUGGGUCGGUUAUUACGGGUUAUCAUGUUCCUGCGGGAACAAGUGUGGCCCUUGGAAAUACAUUUGUUCAUAUGAACCCUGUUAUCUUCCCAAAUCCUACCCGAUUUUAUCCUGAAAGAUGGUUAGAAGAAGAUCGUCACAGCGCUGAAAGAUAUUUGGUGGCUUUUGGUAAGGGAAGCAGGAGCUGCUUAGGGAUCACCCUUGCCUGGUGUGAGUUGUACUUGAUAUUCGGAAACUUGUUCCGGAAACUCGAUUUAUUUGCAAUGAAUGAUAUUGGUCUCUCAACCAAUUCAGGUCAACCCUAUACAUUCAAGAUUACUUCAUACCCUGUUACGGUGGGGAAACUUUGAAGGUGGUCGCAAUUCCAAGGUGAUGACGAUGGUGCUCGCUCUCUGAGCGAGAGUUUCUCAUGAAUGUAC
Molecule: messenger RNA, 1974 nt
Organism: Marasmius oreades (fairy-ring Marasmius)
Lineage: Eukaryota; Fungi; Basidiomycota; Agaricomycetes; Agaricales; Marasmiaceae
Exons: 9
Coding region: 427-1905 (492 amino acids)
Molecular function (GO): monooxygenase activity; iron ion binding; oxidoreductase activity, acting on paired donors, with incorporation or reduction of molecular oxygen
Source: RefSeq, a predicted model, not a curated record